Messenger RNA from Exophiala bonariae, 1530 nucleotides. RefSeq lists its product as uncharacterized. Lineage: Eukaryota; Fungi; Ascomycota; Eurotiomycetes; Chaetothyriales; Herpotrichiellaceae. Gene Ontology annotation, biological process: heme A biosynthetic process. Gene Ontology annotation, molecular function: protoheme IX farnesyltransferase activity. The record is from RefSeq and is a predicted model, not a curated record. The transcript has a single exon. Bases 1 to 1530 code for a protein of 509 amino acids. Gene Ontology annotation, cellular component: mitochondrial membrane; mitochondrion.
AUGAAAGAUUACUUCUCCGCAAACACAUCCAUCGAUCAAAAUUGGCUCAAUAAUGGCAUGUUGGCCACUGUCCGUACUUUCACUAAGCAGUCCCAAUCCGACUCUGACUCGGGUUCCAAUGUUGCACAUCGUCUUCGGGUUCACAACCAACAGGAAACCGAGUCGACUAUGUCACAGUCCACCUCCUUGGCUGGAGAGUCCAGGUCCGAGCCGUCGCAGUCCUCCCUCGAAAAUCCCCAAGAUUUGCCUCAUCGGAGACGACAGCGCAGGAGGAUGUUAGCCGAUGGACAAACGCCCUCGCAGGCAGAAACACAAGAACCAGACACAGCAACAGCAACCACCCCAGAGGAGUCUCUACCACUCGAUGCCUCAUCUCAACUCACAACUGCUGCCACCUCUUUACCCACCUCAGCUACACUUCGAAGGAGAGCUGCCACUUAUUUAUCCCUCACCAAGCCUCGCUUGUCCUUCUUGAUCCUCCUCACCACCACUUCCGCUUAUUCCUUGUACCCUAUACCAGACAUUCUCUCAACCACGGCUUCCUCCGUCGAAACUUCUUUCUCUACUUCCACCUUGACCCUUCUCUUCCUUACCACCGGCACCUUUCUAUCAUGCGCCUGUGCCAAUACCUUUAAUAUGCUCUUCGAACCCAAAUACGAUGCCUUGAUGACUCGGACACGAAAUAGACCCCUGGUACGGAAACUCAUCACUCCGCGAGCCGCCGUCGCUUUCGCCAUUCUCUGUGGAUCUUCCGGCUUGCUUCUGCUAGGCUUGGGGACCAACCCUACCGUGGCUGGUCUCUCGGCCCUUAACAUUUUCCUCUAUGCCGGCGUCUACACUCCAAUGAAGCGUUUGUCACCCGCGAAUACCUGGGUUGGAGCCUUAGUUGGUGGAAUUCCUCCUUUGAUGGGCUGGUGUGCUGCAGCUGGCCAAGCCGCCACCUCGGAACAUCACUCAUGGCAGGAUUUGCUCCUAUCUGAAGACGCUUUGGGUGGCUGGGGACUGGCCGCCUUGCUGUUUGCCUGGCAAUUUCCCCAUUUCAUGUCUUUAUCUCACCUUAUUCGCGACGACUAUCGUAAUGCGGGCCAUAAAAUGUUGGCAUGGACAAAUCCGGCACGCAAUGCUCGUGUUGCUCUCCGUUACUCCAUAGCCAUGUUCCCAAUCUGUGGCUUUUUGUACUGGUCGGGUUAUGUCAACCCAGGGUUCUUGGCUAUCAGUACAGCCUGCAAUGUUUGGAUGACCCGUGAAGCCAUUCGAUUCUGGAGGAAGCAAGGUGCCGGUGGUAGUGCAAGAGGUCUCUUCUGGGCAAGUGUCUGGCAGCUUCCUCUUGUGCUGGUUGGUGCCUUGGUCUGCAAAAAGGGCAUCUGGGAUGGCUUCUUCAGUUCCAAUGAGCCUAUCAGCAUAUAUGAGGAGGAUCAAGCCGACCAAGACGGUGAUGGCCUAGGUAUGGAAUCAGUCAACUCGCAGAACAACCGGAAAUCUCCACGCGACCUCAACAUGGCAAUGAUAGGCUUCAAAAGACCUACUUGA